AUGAUAAUAGACGACACAACUCUGUUCCACCUAGACCACCCCCACCUCGCCUCGCCGCGCUGCUGCGCCUCUCCUCGCUGCGCCGUGUAUUGCUGCUCCUCGCCUCGCCUCGCCGUCGAUUGCUGCGUCUCGACUCGCCAUCGAUUGCUGCCACCCAUUGUCGUAAUAAAUUUGGUUAUGCAAAAAAAUUAUGAAGUUCUAUUAGUAAGUCAGUUUACAUUAUAUGGGGUAUUAAAAGGAAACAAACCUGAUUUUCAUGUGGCGAUGCCCCCCGCUGCAGCUAAAUCAUUCUAUGCUUCUCUAGUUGAAAGAUUUCAGAAAGCUUACGGUGCAGAUGCAGUUAAAGAUGGCCUAUUUGGAGCAAUGAUGACAGUUAACUUGGUGAAUGAUGGACCGGUGACAAUGCAGCUCGAAUCAAGGGAAUCAUAAGAAUACAAAUGGUGAUGACAGAAGAAAUAUCUGAGACCAUAUAUUUCAAGAUUCAUACUUUCAAGUCUGGUUAACUCAUCUGAAUAGUGGGUGUAUUAAAACUGAAAAAAAAAGAAAUAUGUCUCGUUAGUGUUAUGAUCAGAGCAAAUUGAUAAUAUUGUCGUAUUGAUUACUGAAUUUCGAGUGUUGAAAUUUCUAAAAUGUACUUGGAUAGUAUUGGUUAAGCCUAAGCAGGGAACAUUAUUUUGAGUUUUUUGGGGUGUAUUCGCACUUUUUUACUACUCCCUGCUGACUGUCGGUUGUAUAGGCUGUUUAAAAAGCUUUCCAUCAUAAUAUUCUUCAUUACAGUGAUGUUUAUUGUCGUAAUAAAUUCGGUACUAUCUCUUUGUUCUUUCAUCCACUUUUAUGUUAAAGACAUAAAAUUGUGAUGUAUUUACUGCAGCUUAUUUAGAAAUGCCUACCAUGUGGCAAUUUAUAGAAAAAAAGACUAAAUAUGUAAUUUAAUUUCUGGGUAUCCUGCAGGAUGCUGCUGCAUGGCUGAGUAUUUUGAGUCAAAAGCAUUGGAACAGCAAGAAGCAGCACGCAAUGGAACCCCAAAACCAGAUGCAUCUAUUGCCAGCAAAAGUCAUUUGAGUGUGUCAGAUCUCCUUGAUUAUAUUAGUCCUGAUCAGGACUCAAAGGCCAUGGAUGCUCAGAGGAAACGACGCCUUAAGGCUAUUCAAGUCGGUGAUAAAUCCCCUAGAGGAAAAGAAUGAGGACCCUAUUAUUAUUGGAAGUGUCAAAAUAAGUGCUGUAGUGGAGGAAAGUAGCCGUGAACCGGACAAGGAAGAUAAUAAAUCCUCUGAAGAACUUGUCAAGGUUGCUGAAACCAGAUAUGAUCGUCCACCUUCAGACCAACUCAUCCUAGAAGGAAAGUCAGAAGAAGGGUGGCAGGAAACGGUACUACAAGAAAGAGUUCAACAGAAAGAAUCCAGAUCUUGCCAAGUUAAAGGUUAAUUCGGACGUCGGUUACAGAAAGGAGGCUGUUUCUCAGGGGCAUAAGGUCGCACUUAAGACUGUUUUUGCUGAAGCAUCUCUAACAAAACAACGUCCACUUUUAUGUUAAAGACAUAAAAUUAAUGACGAGGGUAAAAAUACAUAUCUUUGAUGUAGAAUGUUUGUAUGAUGGAUACUUUUUCAAUGUAGGAUGAUAAAGAAUAUUUGAAAUUAAUGAAUGGCAUUUUUAUUA
Messenger RNA from Salvia miltiorrhiza (redroot sage), 1657 nucleotides. RefSeq lists its product as uncharacterized. The transcript has 8 exons. Gene Ontology annotation, biological process: tRNA metabolic process. The record is from RefSeq and is a predicted model, not a curated record. Gene Ontology annotation, molecular function: D-tyrosyl-tRNA(Tyr) deacylase activity. The coding region runs from base 1 to 429 and encodes 142 amino acids. Lineage: Eukaryota; Viridiplantae; Streptophyta; Magnoliopsida; Lamiales; Lamiaceae. Gene Ontology annotation, cellular component: cytoplasm.